AACGCGAUCGGCUAACAUCUUCGCACCGCUCCGCCCUUCUUAGCUUUACCGUUACGCCUGCGGUCGGGAACUAGCUACUGUAUCUAAAAAUCUGAAAAAUCAUGGCCAGGUUAAACGCUCUGCUGCUGCCCCUUCUUUUGUUUAUUUUAGCUUUUGUGGUGCACACAUCAUUGGCCACAGUUCAGCCAAAGGCACCAAAUUUUCAGUACUUUGAAAGACCCAAGUACCGUUACCCCUACUACGAUGAACAUGGACGCGGCAAACUUCUGUAUGGCUACGGUGGACCAGAAUUGUACCAGUACAAGACCUACACGCCACUGGAGGGCAUACACUAAGCAUAUUUAACUAAUAGAUGCAUUGUAGUUCAUAAUUUAUAUAUUAUCUGCCUUAUCUAAAUUAAACGUUUUUUUAUUUAUCUGUAACGUUCAAAAACUCUCCUUAACUUCAGCAACAGAUGGCGCUGUUAAGACCAUCUGGCGUUU
Drosophila ficusphila is the source of this 482-nucleotide messenger RNA. RefSeq lists its product as uncharacterized. Lineage: Eukaryota; Metazoa; Arthropoda; Insecta; Diptera; Drosophilidae. The record is from RefSeq and is a predicted model, not a curated record. The transcript is spliced from 3 exons. The coding region runs from base 102 to 335 and encodes 77 amino acids.